GAUCAGAGUUACAGGUACGAAAGGAAGGUAUAUGUACAGAUGUAAUGAUGUAAAAGAGCGUGAAAGUGUUUGACAAUGAUGGUGUUCAGGACAUUGUGUGUGGUGCUCCUAGUCCUCGCCAAAGGAUGCCGUUCACAGCUGAAUGCAGUCUGUGGCAAGGCUACAUUGAACACCAGGAUAGUAGGAGGACAGGAUGCUGUUGCGGGGUCUUGGCCUUGGCAAGUCAGCCUGCAAGUGCAAGGAAGCCAUUUCUGCGGUGGAUCCCUAAUCAAUGAGGGCUGGGUCCUCUCGGCAGCUCACUGCUUUGGAAGUUACAUUGCUUCCCAAGUGAGUGUGAACCUGGGGCUGUAUACUCAGCAAGGAAGCAACUCUAACAGUGUGACAAAGUCCAUCACUAAAGUCUUCACACAUCCGAGCUACAAUUCCAAAACAAGUGACAAUGACCUCGCUCUACUGCAGCUGUCUUCUGUUGUAACAUUCAGUACUUACAUCGCUCCUGUCUGCCUGGCUGCAAAUGGGAGCACUUUUUUCAAUGGCACCAUGACAUGGGUCACAGGCUGGGGAAGAAUCGGUGUUGGAGUAAAUCUACCUUCUCCUGGGACACUACAGGAAGUUCAAGUCCCAAUUAUUGGAAAUAGGCAGUGUAACUGUUUAUAUAACGUUGGAAGUAUCACCAGCAAUAUGGUGUGUGCUGGGUACUUGCAAGGGGGCAAGGACUCAUGUCAGGGUGACUCCGGAGGUCCACUCGUCAUCAAACAAGGCUCUCAGUGGAUCCAGGCCGGCAUUGUGAGCUUUGGAAAGGAAUGCGCUCUGCCAGGUUACCCUGGUGUGUAUACGAGAGUUUCUCAGUAUCAGGAUUGGAUCAAUCAAAUAAUCAUCACAAACCAGCCGGGCUUCAUCAAAUUUACAUCCAGUGGCACUGAUAGUGAUCUGCAGGCGUCCUGCAGUGGCCUGCCGCCUGUUACCACACCCAGUCCCACAACUACACUGUGUGGAGCAGCAAAGCUCAAUACUCUUUCAGGAACGGGGAGCUCCUUGGCGUCAGCAGGUACAUGGCCAUGGAUAGCCAGCCUGCAGCUUAACGGUACUCACGUUUGUGGUGGAACACUGAUAGCCGAGCAGUAUGUCAUGAGCUCAGCUGAUUGCUUCUCUAGCUCAACCAAACCCUCUGACUGGACUGUGAAUCUGGGUCAGCUCAAUCAGAAUGGCUCCAACCCCAACCAGGUCUCUGUCACUGUGACUAAUAUCACAUUCAGCAAAAGUGACAGCAAUAACAUAGCAGUGCUGAGGUUGUCUACCACGCCUACGCUUUCUGACUUCAUCCAGCCCAUAUGCGUGGACCUGGGGAAUACCAGCUUCAACAUCAGCACUCAGUGCUGGGCAGUUGGCUGGGGCUCAGGAGGAGGAGCUCAGCAAACACUACAGCAGUUCAGCACUACUAUAGUGAGCUGUGGAAAUACGUCUUCAUCAAACAGCAUCUGCACUGAAGCCAUACAGUUAGAACAGACUCAUAAAGGAGGUCCUCUAAUGUGUAAGAUAGGGCAGUCAUGGAUCCAGGCUGCAGUUUUAACCCUCGCCACCAACAGUUCGAACAGCACCACUGGAUCCACCAACAGCACAAACAGCACCACUAAUUCUACCAACAGUUCGAACAGCACUAGUGGCUCCACUAAAACCUUGUCAGAUGCAGCAUCUCGUGCCACAGAUAUCCAGGUCUUCACUAAGGUAUCCAGCUUCUCAACUUUCUUGAAGUCUACAGUGGGUUCCUUCCCGCCCAGUGCAGAAGGCAACAGCACAGCUUCGUCUUCCUCAUCUAACAAUUCAGGCUGUGAAGCUUUGUCAUCCCUUUCAGUCCUUGUACUCUCCCUUCUUGCCCUCAUCCAAACCUUUGGUUUAGAAUAAGCACCCCUAAUAAACCAAUAUAAGUAAUCAGGUAAAUUACACUAUGUCUAAGGAAAAGUACACUAUAUCUCUAUUGAUUCAUCUUUCACAUUUAGGUUCACAGUUUCUUGUUCUGGCUUUUUUUUUUUUUUCUUGCACUUUUUACCUGCUUGGUUUGAUGCAGUAAGCUCAGUUCAGAAAGGGGGUUAGCAUCCAGUUCUGUAAAUAAAACAGGGCAGCAGGGGCUUCCAAGGGGUUAGCCCUAUUGCCGCACGUUAAUAUCCAUAACCAAUCAUAGACAAAGUUCAAGAUAAGAAAACAAGACUAGCCAAUCAUAGGCAUCUGUAUGCUCAUGUAUAUGGAAUUAAACAGUUAAUGCUCUCCUCCAAGCAUGUUUAGCUUUCCUGCACUGUAAAAAUUGCUUACAGCAAAAUCCUGUUUACUAUUUUAUGUGAUUGUACUACCAGACAAUGUAGUGCAUAGUGGGAGGUUAAGCACUGAAAAGAAGUGAUUUCAAAUCCCAGUGCCAACAAGCUGCCAGGGUUGAGUCCUUGAGCAAGACUCUUAAUCCUCGACUAUUCAGCUGUAUCCUGCCUCAACUGUAAGUCACUUUGAAUAAAAGCAUCAUGCAAAUGUAGCAGAUUAGAUUUUAUUUUAAAUUUACUGUAUAUUACUGGAAACAUACAGUGAUACACUGUAAAAAGUACAGUAAAGUUACCUGUAAAGUUACAAUACUUUAGAGUAAAUAUGUUUUACAAUUAUUUACUGUGAAAUUUAGAGUGCUGCAAGCACUGGCUAGUAAAUUACUGUACAUGUUACAGUAAUUUUUUUUACAGUGUAUGAUCGGUCAUGUGAUGUAUGUCACGUGAAAGAACAGAAUGAGUUUCUGGGUGUAAAUCGGCAGUGAUUAAACUGGGAAAAAUAUCUGUCAAAAUUCAAAA
Molecule: messenger RNA, 2822 nt
Organism: Pangasianodon hypophthalmus (striped catfish)
Lineage: Eukaryota; Metazoa; Chordata; Actinopteri; Siluriformes; Pangasiidae
Exons: 10
Coding region: 76-1902 (608 amino acids)
Biological process (GO): proteolysis
Molecular function (GO): serine-type endopeptidase activity
Source: RefSeq, a predicted model, not a curated record